UUCAAGAUAAACACAUCAAUUACUGAUUCAAGCUUUUGGAAGAAGAAGAAAAUGGUGAUGAGGCAGAACAUUAAUUCUCUUGUAAUUGGAUCAAUUGGAGCAGCACUGACCUUAGUAGCAUAUUCACAAACAUUGAUAUCACCAACUCAAUGCAUCACUCUUGGCCUCUUUGUCCUCAUGUUUGCCUUGCUUAUAAGGGAAGGUCUCAUAUCUUUUUGAUUAUAUAUAUUGUGUGUUUAAUUUAAUUUGUUGAAAAUAUAUAUAGUAAAGACUGAAGAGUUUAAUUUCUUUUGGAAAUUUUCAGACUUAAUUAUUAUUUUUACUUAAUUUUUCUUGCUCCGUGUUUUAAUUGUUCAUCAAUCAUAGAUUCAUAGCCCAUGAAACUUGAUAGGGUUGAAGGAAAAAUACCUGAUGUAAUUUACAUACUGCCUGAUUUCUUUCUUCUUAUGUAUUAGGAAAUAGGAAUUGUCUUUAUUGAAGCCGGUGAAAUAAAUAUUGAGUUAAUUAGAAUGGUUUUAUCUCUCCCCUCUCUUUAUGUAUAAU
Arachis stenosperma is the source of this 543-nucleotide messenger RNA. RefSeq lists its product as uncharacterized. The transcript has a single exon. The record is from RefSeq and is a predicted model, not a curated record. Lineage: Eukaryota; Viridiplantae; Streptophyta; Magnoliopsida; Fabales; Fabaceae. The annotation marks the transcript as partial.